UCCGGGGUGGGUGCGGGUGCGGGUCCGGUUCCGGGGCGGGCCGCGGCGGAGCAUGGCGCGGAGCACGCUGUCCUCCCGCUUCCGCCGCCUCGACAUUGACCAGUACGACGAGAACCGCUUCGUGGAGGAGCCCGAGGAGGCGGCGGCCGCAGAGCCGGACUCCGGGCCCGAGGUGGAGGCGCUGCUGAGGCAAGGGGACGCGCUGCGAGCCUUCCACACCGCCAUCCGGAGCAGCCCCGCCAACAUGAAGAACCAGGCCAUGAAGGAGCAGGCCCAGGGAACUAUGCUUAAAGUCCUCACAUCUUUUAAAAGCAGUGAAAUAGAACAAGCAGUGAAUUCUUUAGACAGAAACGGCAUUGACUUGUUAAUGAAGUACAUUUAUAAAGGAUUUGAAAAGCCAACAGAAAAUAGCAGCGCAAUAUUACUGCAGUGGCAUGAAAAGGCAUUAGCAGUAGGUGGACUAGGGUCCAUAGUAAGAGUUCUUACAGCAAGAAAGACUGUUUAAAAGACUAUUAACUUGAACCAAGACAACGAUCAGUUUUGGACUCGGAAGAAGGAAUGAGCUGAAAUUACACUGGUCCAUCUUUAUUAGAGAUUGCAAUCUACUGAAAUACUAUGGAAACCUCUUGGAAUGCUUUUAACCUCAAAGGUGGGGGCAUAGUAAAGGUAUUCCUACAUAUUCCAACUAUCACAUACAGGAGCCAAGACAUUCUCCUGAUCCCUCUUUAAAAGGCAGAGAGAGAGCACACUCCUGCCUCCUAUUACUGUAAUAGAACAGGUAUUUUCAGAUGCUGCUUUAUCCAAGCGUGGUGAGACAGAACCCUGCGUGUGCUGCUGAUUCACGAGGUAGCUGUGGCCUGGGCAGAUGCAAGACCCUGACAGCUUGUGGGCGGGAGAAGUGGUUGGUGCAAUGGUGGUUGUGUACUGGACAGACUGGUUGGUCUGUGGGGUUGGUUUCAGUGUAAAGUGCCUGCUGCAUCAAUAAAGUUCUUGGAUCACAAGAGUUAAA
This is a messenger RNA of Melopsittacus undulatus (budgerigar), 1009 nucleotides long. It is a transcript of the gene ARPC5L, whose product is annotated as actin related protein 2/3 complex subunit 5 like. The record is from RefSeq and is a predicted model, not a curated record. The transcript has 4 exons. Gene Ontology annotation, cellular component: Arp2/3 protein complex; cytoplasm; actin cytoskeleton. NCBI's taxonomy places the organism in Eukaryota, Metazoa, Chordata, Aves, Psittaciformes, Psittaculidae. Bases 53 to 505 code for a protein of 150 amino acids. Gene Ontology annotation, molecular function: actin filament binding. Gene Ontology annotation, biological process: Arp2/3 complex-mediated actin nucleation; regulation of actin filament polymerization; cell migration.